AGAACGCAAGGCCAAGCCGCUAGCAUAGAAUUCACUGUUGACCCUGGCUUUUAUCGUCAACUUGAAAUUGACGAUUCCAGAACGUUUCAAGAACUUUGGAAGGCUUGAAGUGAGGCGCGCAUAGAAUGGCUGGUUGUUAUUUGCUGCAAGGCCUAUAGCACUGCUAGGCUGUAUCGUGAUGUCAGCCCAACCUGUAGUCAGGUGCACUAAGGUCACUACAUACUGCGUCAGCUCUCUCGACUCUCGAGGUCAGUACUACUUACACGUGAUCAGUGGCUACUCGGAACUUCUCGGAACACGUAAGCGCGAGGGCCUACAUAGGCACCGCACGACCGAGAACUUUUCUAACUCGUAACGUGGUCUCGCAAAAUGGUCCCCUCACAGACCUCGGAGGGUUCGAGAUCAGUGUCUACGGGCGUUACACUGCAAGUUAAUAUGUGGUACCCGAGACCGGAGCUAGAUUCCAAGAAACUGGCGAUCCUCUUGCAUCCCUGGUCGUGGCUUGGGGGCAACAUGUAUGAACCGACUCUGAAGGUACUCACUAGAUUAUUGCAACACAAAAACUACUACGUGAUACGGUAUAAUUCCCGAGGUGUCGGCAAGUCCAGUGGAUGGCCUUCCCUCACAGGCAAAGCGGAAGGCGAGGAUCUCAAGGCUCUCGUGCAGGAGUUCUUGGCAGAGAAACCCGAAGUUGAUUCUUUGACGGUUAUUGGAUAUUCGUAUGGCUCUUUGAUAGCCUCGCUCCAUCCUGUUUUGAACCCCAGAGUGAAGACAUCACACAUACUGCUAUCCUACCCCAUCAGCCCAAGAGGAUUACUGACUAUGUUCCACACUGGCAUGUACAGUUUGGCAUUACGUGACAUCUUGUGCAACCCUGAUGCCAGACUACUCCUCAUAUACGGAGAUGAGGACGAGUUCACGAGCAAGUCGAAAUAUGACGAGUGGGUUGAUACACUCAGGCGAACAGAUGGGUUGAAGGCUAGGUUUGAUGUUAUUCCGGUGAUGGAUGCGAACCACUUCUGGCAAAGUGACGGAGCUAGAAUUGCGUUACAGCAGGCUGUUGACAGCUGGAUAUCAUGAUUGGUUCUGAUCAUGUCAAUCGCUGCUUCUAUAUGUUUUGUCUUGUACUACCAUUAAUACCGCAUGUCUUGUCGUCCUUGUUUUCGUUAUUUGCCUAGCAAUAUAUUUGGUGCUACCAAAAUCGGAUCGA
Messenger RNA from Suillus plorans, 1210 nucleotides. Its product is annotated as Alpha/Beta hydrolase protein. The coding region runs from base 370 to 1080 and encodes 236 amino acids. The transcript has 3 exons. NCBI's taxonomy places the organism in Eukaryota, Fungi, Basidiomycota, Agaricomycetes, Boletales, Suillaceae. The record is from RefSeq and is a predicted model, not a curated record.